CGGCCCCUGAACGCUGGGGGAGGAGUGCAUGGGGUGGGGCGGCCCUCAAACGGGUCAUUGCCAUUAAUAGAGACCUCAAACACCGCCUGCUAAAAAUACCCGACUGGAGGAGCAUAAAAGCGCAGCCGAGCCCAGCGCCCCGCACUUUUCUGAGCAGACGUCCAGAGCAGAGUCAGCCAGCAUGACCGAGCGCCGCGUCCCCUUCUCGCUCCUGCGGGGCCCCAGCUGGGACCCCUUCCGCGACUGGUACCCGCAUAGCCGCCUCUUCGACCAGGCCUUCGGGCUGCCCCGGCUGCCGGAGGAGUGGUCGCAGUGGUUAGGCGGCAGCAGCUGGCCAGGCUACGUGCGCCCCCUGCCCCCCGCCGCCAUCGAGAGCCCUGCAGUGGCCGCGCCCGCCUACAGCCGCGCGCUCAGCCGGCAACUCAGCAGCGGGGUCUCGGAGAUCCGGCACACUGCGGACCGCUGGCGCGUGUCCCUGGAUGUCAACCACUUCGCCCCGGACGAGCUGACGGUCAAGACCAAGGAUGGCGUGGUGGAGAUCACCGGCAAGCACGAGGAGCGGCAGGACGAGCAUGGCUACAUCUCCCGGUGCUUCACGCGGAAAUACACGCUGCCCCCCGGUGUGGACCCCACCCAAGUUUCCUCCUCCCUGUCCCCUGAGGGCACACUGACCGUGGAGGCCCCCAUGCCCAAGCUAGCCACGCAGUCCAACGAGAUCACCAUCCCAGUCACCUUCGAGUCGCGGGCCCAGCUUGGGGGCCCAGAAGCUGCAAAAUCCGAUGAGACUGCCGCCAAGUAAAGCCUUAGCCCGGAUGCCCACCCCUGCUGCCGCCACUGGCUGUGCCUCCCCCGCCACCUGUGUGUUCUUUUGAUACAUUUAUCUUCUGUUUUUCUCAAAUAAAGUUCGAAGCAACCACCUGUCAA
Messenger RNA from Pan troglodytes (chimpanzee), 924 nucleotides. It is a transcript of the gene HSPB1, whose product is annotated as heat shock protein family B (small) member 1. NCBI's taxonomy places the organism in Eukaryota, Metazoa, Chordata, Mammalia, Primates, Hominidae. Gene Ontology annotation, cellular component: nucleus; cytoplasm. Gene Ontology annotation, biological process: negative regulation of apoptotic process; response to heat; protein refolding. The record is from RefSeq and is a predicted model, not a curated record. The transcript is spliced from 3 exons. The coding region runs from base 182 to 799 and encodes 205 amino acids.